Cannabis sativa is the source of this 3046-nucleotide messenger RNA. RefSeq lists its product as uncharacterized. Gene Ontology annotation, molecular function: cysteine-type peptidase activity. The coding region runs from base 457 to 2889 and encodes 810 amino acids. The record is from RefSeq and is a predicted model, not a curated record. NCBI's taxonomy places the organism in Eukaryota, Viridiplantae, Streptophyta, Magnoliopsida, Rosales, Cannabaceae. Gene Ontology annotation, biological process: proteolysis. The transcript has 12 exons.
AAAAUUUCUUAUUAUUCUCUUUGUCCAUUUUGAUUAGUAAAUCCAAAUUUCUUCUUAUUUUCUCGGUCUUUUUCUCUAGUUCACAAUUUGGGUUCUUGAGUAUAUAAACAACUCUAGUAGUACACUGCUCUUAGAUUAAAGGAAAUAGAAUGGAAGAGGAAAUAGAUUAAGACUUUGCGAGAAAAAAAGGAAAUAGAACGAAAAAGAAAAUUGAUCAAUUUGAUUAAUCAUCUUCUAAAAAAUUGAUUGUUAUCCUUCUCCAUUUCAAUGAACUAAUUUUCAUUUGAAUGCAGCCACUGGUGCUUUUUGGGGAUCCUAUCAUCUGGAACGAGAUGUUGAGUGCACUGCUCUAAGUACCAGAUCCUAUGGGAAGAUGUAGGUUGUGGAUUUAAUUAGUAAGGAUUCAUUUUAUAAAUUGAAGUGAAGUGAAGUUUGGUGGUUCAUUAAAAGAGAGACAUGGAAGAUGACGAUGAUAACACACUUGUAGAGAACGAGACACCUUCAGAAGAUAACACAACUAAAGAAAAAAGAUUUAGAGGUCAAUCAAUUUGUAAAGAAAUUUGGAAGUGGAAAAGUAAGGGAUUAAAAGUUCCUCUUGAAUGGAAUGAUUAUGGCCAACCAAUUGGAAAGCAUUGUGCUAUGCUUCAAACUUAUCUUGGUUAUCUUGCACGCACACAAGUACCUAUAGAUAUCGUUGAUUGGCCUAGUGUUCCAUAUACAUUGUUAGUUCAUCUAUGGGAUGAUGUUGAGGCCACAUUUGAAGUUGAUCCAAAUUAUGAUAAACGCUACAUUAUGGAAUCUAUUUCAAAGAAAUGGAGGGAUAGAAAGUCACAAUUGACAAAGAUCAUAUUUUCUUAUUUAGAGGACCCUGAGUUUGCAAAGGAUAAUCCAACAACAUUAACAGACCCGCCAAAAAAGUCAAAUAUCACAAAGGAACAGUGGAAAACUUUUGUUGCUUCUCGAGACAAUCCUGAGUUUAAGGCCAUACGAAAGGGGGCACAAGAGCGACGUGCUAAGCUCGAAUACAACCAUCGAUCUGCAAGAACGUCAUUAGCGCAAAUAGAGGCAAACUUACAAAAAGAACAUGGUACAUCAGAACAAAUUGAUCGAGCUUUAAUUUGGAAGAAAUCACGAAUGAAUAAUAAAGGACAAUUCUUAGAUGAGUCAACUAAAGAAGUGGCUGAAAGGAUUGAUGAACUUUUGGAGAAGAAGGGCAAAGGUGAGGUGGUGGAGAUUGGCUCAAAUGAUGUCCUCACUCAAGCUUUGGGUAAACCAGAACACCGUGGUCGUGUUCGUGGUAAAGGGUUGUCCGUGUGUCAACGGGAGGUGUUCAUAAAGCCUCCACGGACCACUUUCGCACAAUUACAAAAACAACAACUCCAAUUUCAGCAACAAGAAAAACAAGAACUCUUACGACAAUUAAAGAUCAUGAAUGAGCGUUUUAGCACCAUAGAGAGCCAGAUGAAGAUGAUGAUGAGCCACCAAUCACAAUCUCAACCGAAUAAUGCAACUCAGCCUGAGGUUCAAUCUGGAAAUGGAGUUGAGGGUCAAUCUGGAAAUGGAGUUGAGGGUCAAUCUGGAAAUAGAGUUGAGGCUCAAUCAGGAAAUGGAGUUGAGGCUCAAUCUGGAACUAGAGUUGAGGCUCAACUUGGAAAUGGAGUUGAGGCUCAAUCUGGAACUAGAGUUGAGGCUCAACUUGGAAAUGGACUUGAGAUUCAUCAAUCUACUAAUUCAAAGGAUGAACCUUGUAGAUUGAUAAUAGAGUCGUCAUUGGAAACAGUUGCAAAAGGUUAUAUAGUCCAUACUGGAGAUGAUAAAAUUCAUUGCGAUGACAUUACGGAUAAUCUUCGAGUUCGCAUAACUGAAGUUAUUGUGGGAGAUGCAGAUUUACCAAAAGCGAUCUCAGAUGAGGUUGUAAAAGUAAAAGAUGCGAUUAAUACAUUUGUACCAUGGCCUUCACACUUAGUACUAAGAGGAUUUGAGGCCUUAAUAGAACCAAGACCAAAGAAGUUGAAAGUUACAAGAAAGAAUAAUCCAAGUCAACACAUACAACCUACAACUCAGCCACAACAAAAAGAGUCACGUCCAUUCUCAUCAUCUAGUGUCAAAACAUCAAGUUUGACAACGAAAAAAAGUACAAUUCCGGAUCACAUACCACCAAGUUUGGUUUUGUACACAAAAAACUUUUUGAAGAGUAAGGGAUCUUUUAUGUGCACGAUUACAGCUCCUCAAAAUAUAUUUGGAUCAAUUGAACAUAACAUAUAUAUUGACAAGGAUGAUGUUUCACAAGUUUUACAUCUUGAAAAAAUCAGUGCAGCUGUCAUCUCAUUGUAUAUGAGAGGUCUAUAUGAAACUCUUUUAAAAAUGAGAAUUGCUCAAUAUGUAUCAUUUAUGGAGGCUUCUCAAUUUGCACCGAGCAUUGGUAAAACAAACAAUAUUGUUGAACGAGCAAGAUUACUUGCGGAACGCUUAAAUUCAGUAGAAAAGGGGAUGUUUCUAUUGACACCUUAUAACUUGGGACGACAUUGGAUGGUGAUAAUCAUAUAUGCUCAUAGCCAAGAUGCAUAUUUUUUCGAUCCAGUUGGUAAUCAUCCAAAAGAAGAUGCCGUGAGUGUAGUCAAAAGUGCAUUUGACUUAUAUAAUACCCGAAAUAAUAAUUUAAGAAGAAAAGUCCAAGGCGUAACUUGGUAUACAGUUCAGGGUCCUAAACAACCUGACGAUAAAGUCUGUGGUUUUUACAUCAUGCGACUAAUGAGAGACUUAACUAUGUCGAACGAUCCAAGAGAUUAUCUAGAGAAGCAUUGUUAUGGUCAGAAAACAUACUCAACGGAUGAGAUCAACGAAGUGCGUGAAGAAUGGGUCUCCUACUUAACUGAGUAUAUGCCAUGAUUUAGUUUAAACUUUAUUAAGUAUAUAUGACUAAUUAUACUCAUUGUCAAACUUUUAAACUAAUUACAAUAUAUAUUAUUAUGUAAUACUUUAUUAUAUUAAAAGAUGAAUUACAUACAUCUAUUUAAAGUAUUGAAAGAUUAUUUUGCAUAUUCUU